Messenger RNA from Pseudopodoces humilis (Tibetan ground-tit), 3137 nucleotides. It is a transcript of the gene DENND2C, whose product is annotated as DENN domain containing 2C. The record is from RefSeq and is a predicted model, not a curated record. NCBI's taxonomy places the organism in Eukaryota, Metazoa, Chordata, Aves, Passeriformes, Paridae.
GCGUCCUGCGGGAGCGGGGUCGGGAACGGGCCGAGGCCGAGGUCAGAGCAGCCAGCCCGGACUCGGUGACAGCGCCGGGCACGUCCGAGUGUGGUGCCAGCUUUGAUGUGUUCAAGACACGGGAGGACGUGGCCAGGGCCGGACAUGGACUGUUUGUGAGCACUCUGGCCCCUGCCAUGCACCCCACGGCAGCUGGGGACAGCAGCUUCUCCCGCGCGGCUGUGCAGACCUUGUCCCGCAGCCACUGCCGCAACAUCAAGCAGAAGAUCUCCCAGUGGGAGGGCAGGACACGGGGCUGCCCCAGCAAGGAGAAGCAGCAGCCAAAGGACUUUGGAGUAAAGUAUGAUCCCAACUGCAAUGCACUACCCAAAGUGAAGCCAGAAUGCACAGGGAAUGGCAGAAAGGCUGGGUCCAAAGAUCCAAAGAGCCUGGGGCUGGAUUUCAGGGAAGAUGCAUGGAGCUGCUGGCAGACUGAGGACUGCAGUGGCCCAGCUUCUCAAGCCAAGCAGAAAGGAGAGGGGCAAACAGGAUUCCUGGCCCUGGGGGUGCCACUGCCCCCAGGGAACUUCUAUACCUCACAAGCUCUGUGGAGAAAAGCAGAUCCCCUCCUGCCUGGCAGAGCCCCUCCUGUUUCCUUGGACCUCCAGAGGAAGCGAGGCAGCUCUGGCUGCACGGAAAGAGAACUGCAAAUCAAAGGAGUGGACACUUUCUGCGGGGCAGAGAGAAGCUUGAGAAACAUUUACUCUGAGGUUGAGGGGCAAGAGGAGGAGCCAGCUCCUGAUCCACCACCCAAACCCCGCAGGACUUUCUGCUACCUGGCAGAGAAGGGUGCUGGUGCUCGUAGAGAUGCCACUGCCAGUAGGGAAGCUGUCCUGCAAAAGCAGAGUGGAAGUGGCUUGGUGUCAUCCUCCAACAGCCCUGAGAAGAAAAUAGCCAGCAGGAGGAUCAGAGGGAGAGCCCAGAGGAAAUCUUUUGAGUUUGAGGACAUCCAGGGCUUCCGCAAGCAGCCGGCAGCCAGCGGCUCCCACAGACCUCGGGAAGAGACAAAUGGCACUGCAGGAUCCAGGCUGGUCUACACUCAGUCUGAAGACAACAUCUACGAGGACAUUAUCUGUCCUACAAAAGAAGAUCCUUAUGAAGAUAUCAGAGCACUGCCCUUGCCCCUGUGGAAGGUCCCAUCUGUCUGGAAGCUGCCCCCUCCUCGGAGCAUUAGCAGGGCUCCCAAGCCUCCCCCAAAACCUUCCUUCCUCAGUCGCAAGUCGCUGGAGCUGAAGCCCUCCCAGACAAGUUUCCAAGGGAAGAUGGGGAAGGAGACCUCCCUGCCUGUCACUCUGUCUGAGUGGAAGCUGUUCCGAGCAGUGGAGGCUGCUAGCAGGAGAAAGAACCUGCCCUGGCUGGUGCUAAAAAUACAGGAGAUCUUUGAUUCCAAGCGGGGAAAGAAGAAGGUGAAGCUGCUCAGUCCUUCUGGGAGAGAAGCAGCUCCAGUGAAAGGUGAAACCAGUGGGAAUGAAAGCGAUACGGAAAAUCAGCCCAAAAGUCAUCACAGGUGCCCAAGGCACUCGGCCUCCAAGAGGAACCCACACUACCAGACCUUGGAGAGGGAUCUCAUCGAGCUCCAGGAGCAGCGGCUGUUUGAGCUCUUCGUGGUGGUGUCCCUGCACAAGAAGGCAUCUGAGGUCACCUACACACCACACAUCAUCCAGCAGUUCCCCAGCAAGCCUGAACAUCCUUUCAGACCAUCAAAGGAUACUGAAGAGAGGCUAAAGGUCAUUCCCAAAUUCUGCUUUCCAGAUCCCAAAGACUGGUUCCCAUCAUCAGACCUUAAAAGUGAAACCUUUUCCUUCGUGCUGACGGGGGAGGAUGGCAGCCGCUGGUUUGGAUACUGCAGGAAACUCCUGCCAGAAGGGAAAGGGAAACGCCUGCCUGAGGUGUACUGCAUCGUGAGCCGCCUGGGCUGCUUCAACCUCUUCUCCAAGAUCCUGGAUGAGGUGGAGAAGAGGCGGGAGAUGUCCCCAGCCCUGGUGCAUCCCUUCAUGCGCAGCGUGAUGGAGGCCCCGUUCCCUGCCCCGGGACGCACCAUCACCGUCAGGAGCUUCCUGCCAGGAGCAGGAGAUGAGGUGAUGGAGCUGUGCCGCCCCUUGGACUCCCGGCUGGAACACGUUGACUUUGAGUGCCUCUUGCAGUGUCUGAGUGUCUCCCACACCAUCCGGGUCUUUGCCUCUCUCCUGCUGGAAAGGAGGGUCAUCUUUGUGGCUGACAACUUAAGCACUCUGUCUAAAUGUGGGCAUGCUGCAGUGGCAACACUUUACCCCUUCACCUGGCAGCACACCUACAUCCCCGUCCUGCCAGCUUCCAUGAUCGACAUUGUGUGCUCUCCGACCCCAUUCCUCAUUGGCAUCCUCUCCUGCUCCCUGCCACAGCUCCAGGACCUGCCCAUAGAAGAGGUUCUGAUUGUUGAUCUUUGUGCUGAUAAGUUCUUGCAAGAGGUAUCAGAUGAGGAUGAGAUCCUGCCCCAUAAACUCCAGGCUGCACUUGUACAAAUCCUGGAAGAACGGAGUGAAAUCCUGUCACAUGGGCAGAGUGACACACAAGGUGACAUGACCCUGAACUCCCUGGUCUCGGAGGCUUUUGUGCAGUUCUUCGUGGAGAUUGUGGGGCACUACUCCCUGCACAUGAGCGUGACGGAGAAGGGGGAGCGCGUGUUCCAGCGGGAGCCCUUCCGCAAAUCCCACGGCUCCCGCACCGUGCGCCACUUCCUGCACUGCUUCAUGGAGACCCAGAUGUUCGCAGGCUUCAUCCAGGACCGGGAGCUCAGCAAGAACCUGGUCAAAGGCCUUUUUGAGGUUCGUGCCUUGGAAUAUUUGGAGAGUAUUCCAGAGACGGAACGAACUGGAAUGAACAAAAUCCUUCGCAGUCUUGGCAGUAAAAUGAAAUUCCUCCAGAAGAAGUGACCGGGCGCUGCUGCGGGACAGCGGCGGGAGGGGAACCCCGGGCCGGGCCGGGUUGAGCUGUGCCCUGGGAGGGCCGGGCCAGGCCGGGGGCUCCGCGUGUGCUGCGGUAACAACCAGCGCGGAUCGAUAACCAGCUCACGGAUCGAUAACCAGCUCCAUGGAUCCAUAACAGCUCAUGGAUCAAUA